AUGUAUCUGCCCAACUCACAGAAGCUUAUCGCCGCGGGCUUGGCGCUCAUCGACCUCGCAAAUGUUGGCGACUCCGUCGUAAAGGGCAAGGUCCUCGACUACGCCGUUGAAAAGUGCCUGGAUAGCGACGGCAAUGUUCGCUGCUCGAAACCAUUUCCCGUCAAGGAGGGGUCGUGUUACACCCUUGAAUGGUCUACGGACGGCAAGAUCUCGCAUACAACUAUCGAAGUCCGUGACGCGGGCAGCGGCGAAAUGGUCUAUUACCGCGACACGAAUGGCGACUGGAAGCCGGAGAAGAAUGAGCUCGUUUACUUGGACUUCAAGCCCAAGAUAUGGAAGACGGGUAACGACACGGUGGAAUAUGAGGUCAAAAAGUGCGAUGACGAUGGAAAGGACCUAUAA
Molecule: messenger RNA, 402 nt
Organism: Purpureocillium lilacinum
Lineage: Eukaryota; Fungi; Ascomycota; Sordariomycetes; Hypocreales; Ophiocordycipitaceae
Source: RefSeq, a predicted model, not a curated record